This is a messenger RNA of Talaromyces proteolyticus, 737 nucleotides long. RefSeq lists its product as uncharacterized. The transcript has a single exon. NCBI's taxonomy places the organism in Eukaryota, Fungi, Ascomycota, Eurotiomycetes, Eurotiales, Trichocomaceae. The coding region runs from base 23 to 262 and encodes 79 amino acids. The record is from RefSeq and is a predicted model, not a curated record.
GAAAUGGAAACGGUUAAAGAGAAUGUUGAUCAUGAUUAUGAAGAUCACGAACAAACACAAUGCUUUGAAGGAAAUGAAUAAGAAAGUGACUGAGAAACCGGAGCAGGCAAAGGCAGCCAAGGUACACGCACAUACUGUAAACACCGACGCGGAUUGUGGAAAGCUGCGUUUGGCCUGUUGGUGUUGCAUGGAGUACUCAAUCAAGGCGUCCGGCAUGAAAAUAUUCGAUGAAAAAACGGAGGACUCAUUCGCCUGCAAGUGAGGCAAUGAACAUCAAAUCUCUGUCACAGACUUCCCGAAACCAGUUUCCGUAUUGGACCAUAAAGAAGAGAUCAGAGACAGAAUUGGACAAGUUCAGUUUCAAGGAACGCCAAAUCAAAAACGAGGAAGGAGAUUACAACUAGAGAUCUGCAUCGGCAGCCAAACGGGUGCAUUAUGGAUUUUCAUCUCCGUUGCUACAAUUACUUCCCAAUUUCCAGAACUAGCAGACGCGUUCGAGAAUUCCUGAACUCGCAACACGAACGCACUCCACCGCUCACAAUCUCGCGGAUGACAACACCUCAUUUCCUACCUACCUACGCACGAUGUUAUAUUCCCUACUUAUUAUAGACUCCUGACCAAGGUCUGGAAUCAUUUUCAUUUCUUGGUUAUUUCUCAAUUCUGAAGAAGCUGAUGGUUGAUGUUGGUUGGAAGUGAUAGGAGUGUCAGAGUCCGGACAAACGAGGAAUGACCUCCGG